Molecule: messenger RNA, 6028 nt
Organism: Leptopilina heterotoma
Lineage: Eukaryota; Metazoa; Arthropoda; Insecta; Hymenoptera; Figitidae
Product: roundabout homolog 1-like
Exons: 10
Coding region: 689-4795 (1368 amino acids)
Biological process (GO): Roundabout signaling pathway; cell-cell adhesion; axon guidance
Cellular component (GO): plasma membrane; axon
Molecular function (GO): protein binding; axon guidance receptor activity
Source: RefSeq, a predicted model, not a curated record
CAUCGCGUCAACAGUUGCGUUUCUGAAUACAGUCCGUAUAUUUUCAUUUGAGUCCACAUUUUUAAUGUGGACAACGAUUUCUCGAAGUAAAUAACAAAACGAAAUAUUUUUUAUCGGUUAAUUUCAUUCAGGAACAAAGUGAAUACAGGACGGAAAGUCUUGACGUCGCGAAGUUAGUGACAUUUUUUUUUAUUCAAUAGUUUUCAACAUGUUUACAAAAAGUGUGCAGUGAAUAGUAAAUAAUAUUACUAUUAAAAUUGUGCCAGGAUUAUAGUUUUUUUUCCCCUUAAUCAGUGAGAACAGUGUGUACGGAAACAUCAAAAUUUUUGAUGUUAUUUUGAUAUAAUAGUUUCAAAGUUUUCUUUCCCGGCAAAUUGACAUUUGUUAAUUGCCGCAAAAUGGCGAUUGUUGCGAUUAUUACUUUGGAUAUGAUAAGGGAAUAACAAUGAAAGUGUAAUGGAUUUAUUACACAUGAUCAAUAUUAGUCAUAUUCACAAUAUUUGUGUGAAAGUUUAAAACUUCUCUUCGAAUUGAUUUUGUUUUUAUUUUUUUCGUCGGUAUUCCGAUACUUUAAACGCGAGUGGAAUUUUUUUUGUGAGUUUUUACAACAAUUUAAUAAUGAAUUUGUGAUAGUCAUUUUGUAUUAUUUGGAGAUCGAGUUCCUUUUUUUUGGAUAUUAUCAGUGAAAAUGGAGCCCCGACGGACCAAAUGUUUUUUGCUGUUCACCGCACUCGUAUUCUCCGUUAAAGCACAACAAAGAUCGCCGAGGAUAACGGAGCAUCCGUCGGAUAUAAUAGUGGCCAAGAACGAGCCGGUAACUCUCAACUGUAAAGCCGAGGGUAAACCGGAGCCUGUGAUAGAGUGGUACAAGGAUGGCGAACCCGUUCCAACAUCACCGGGUGAUGCCAAAUCGCACAGAGUUCUGCUUCCGACGGGAUCGCUCUUCUUCCUGAGGGUGAUGCACGGGAAAAAGGAGCAGGACGGUGGUGUUUACUGGUGCGUCGCCAAGAAUCAAGUUGGCAGCGUCGCGAGCAGAAAUGCAACCCUCACAGUAGCAGUGCUGAGGGACGAGUUUCGUGUGGAACCUCAGAACACGAGGGUCGCGACUGGUGAAACUGCUUUGCUCGAGUGCGGACCGCCUCGAGGCCAUCCGGAACCUACCUUGCAAUGGAAGAGGAACGGGCACGUUAUAGACUUGGAAGCCACCAAACGAAUAACUCUUGUCGAUGGAGGAAAUCUGAUGAUAUCGGACGUGAGGCAAACCGAUCAAGGAAAAUAUCAAUGUGUCGCUACAAAUAUGGUUGGAGCGAGAGAAUCAAAAGUGGCCGCUUUAACCGUUCACGUGAAACCAUUUUUCCACUUGGUGCCAUUGAAUCAAACAAUAUUGACUGAUCAAACUGCCGAAUUCGCCUGCCGCGUCGGGGGCGAUCCAAUGCCCGAAAUUCUCUGGCGACGAAACGAUGGAAAAAUGCCAAUCGGCAGGGCUCACAUUUUGGACAAUAAAAGUCUCAGGAUCGAGAGGGUCACCGCUCAGGAUCAAGGUGUCUACAUUUGCGACGCCGAGAAUGGUGUCGGUGCCAUUUCCGCAAGCGCCACUCUCACCGUUCAUUCUCGUCCGGUAUUUACCAACUUUCCCAAGGACGAAGCCAUAAGCACGGGAUCAGACGUGACAUUCGCGUGUUCAGCGCGUGGUGCGCCGAAACCAUCAAUUUUUUGGACCCGCGAAGGCUCACAGGAAUUAAUGUUCCCUGGCAAUACAUAUCAAGAGCGUUAUACAAUAACCGAAGAGGGUAGUCUUCACAUAAAGGGAAUUAUUCGCAAGGACGAAGGCCACUACGUUUGUAGUGCAAUAAGUCAAGCGGGCGCCAGCACUGCCACUGUAUUCCUUCAGGUGACGUCGACCGAGGAAAUACCACCGCCAAUUAUCGAAUUGGGACCAGCGAAUCAAACACUCCUUCUAAAGAGCACUGCCACAAUGCCUUGUCGCGCUGUCGGCACACCAAAUCCAAAAGUAAAUUGGCACAAGGACGGUGCUUUGGUAAAAUUGGGAAGUCGCAUAACAAUGGCCAAUAAUGGCACCCUCUUCAUUGAGGAUCUACAGACAAGUGAUUCGGGACUUUACACUUGCAUCGCUUCAUCGGAAUCUGGUAACACUUCCUGGUCAGCGGCAUUGACUGUGAGCUCGUCGACGACACUUCACAGUACACCGGAUAUUGCCGCCUUACCACAAAAUCCAAGCAAACCGCGAAUCGUUAAUACGACGAGUAAUAGUGUCACAUUGACCUGGAGUCCAGGUCACGAGGGUCAGAGCAAAAUUAUUGGCUAUAAUAUCGAGUAUUUCAGCAGUAAUUUGAACACUGGAUGGGUGCUCGCUGCAACUGGAAUUACUGAUGACACUUACACUGUCAUUGAUUUGAAACCGGACACAAACUACGUUUUCUUAGUUCGAGCAGAAAAUAGUCAGGGUUUGUCACUUCCCGGUCCAAUGUCAGACGUCGCUCACACGGUGACCGCAAAUCAACAUACAGUGCCUCAGAUAGAACUCAUCAGAGCAAGAGAUCGUCUUAACAGUGAAAUCCUUCACUUGAGAGACGUUCAAUCGCUCAGCAGUUCAAGUGUCAAAAUUAUGUGGGACAUACUUGGAGCUGCGGAUUUAGUGGAAGGUCUCUACAUUCGUUAUCGCGAGGCGUCAGAAAAGCCCGAAUAUCAAAUGGUGACAGUGUUGAAUGCCGGUGCAACGAGUUAUGUUUUAACUAAUCUGAAAAAGUACGCACGAUACGAAUUUUUCCUUGUUCCAUUCUACAAGACAAUUGAGGGACGUCCGAGCAAUGUAAAAUUAGCCACAACUCAAGAAGAUACGCCCUCCGGUGCUCCUGAAAACGUUCACGUUGGAAUGAUCAACAUCACGUCUGCAUUCGUUCGUUGGUCACCACCACCAAAAGAGACACAAAAUGGCCAAUUAGUCGGCUACAAGAUUCAAAUAAAGAGCAACAGUAGUAACAAAAUUUUGGGGCAAAUGUCAUUGAACGCUUCGACGACAUCGGUGAUUAUAAACAGUCUAUCGACCGGAGGACUUUAUACAGCGAGGGUCGCUGGAUUGACCCGCGCCGGUAUCGGUCCCUUCUCGCCGCCAACACUUUUGAACAUGGACCCCGGUCAACUGUCUCAAGUUCCGCCGCGAACGGAUCCAAGUCACGGUGGAAUGUCCGUCGUCAGGGAAACUUGGUUCCUAAUUCUGAUAAUCACAAUGGUCUUCACGAUAAUAGCGGCCCUCUUAGGAACCCUAUACGUCCGACGAAAGCAAGCAAUGAGCAAACAAUUGGGCCACCUGAACGUACCUGUAGGAACCGCGAACGACAUUUGCCAAUUGAAUAAAGAUUCCCUCUGGCUGGAGCGAGGUUGGCGACCAACAAACACUCUCCAGAGUUCCAAUGACAAAGACUGCGAAACAAAAUUACUCAACAAUCAACCACUCCUAGCGCCGGGCAUCGUCAGUAUGGCAGGUUCCGAAUACGCCGAAGUGAAUCUCACAACAUUCUACAACACCCGCAAACAAAUUCAAGCACCACCCGAACCAUACGCAACAACAACAUUAUGCGUCGCGAAUCCAAGUCCCGAAUCAAUGGAGACCAGCGGUCAAAAAUCAAACUCCAGCGAUUCCUGCGUAAAGCCCGAUUACUCGAGUCUCGAUUCAAAUCAAGAUCAGAAUAAAUCGACAAUUUCGCCCAGCAGCGAUAACACCAGUGUCUACACCGACGAGAAUAUGGAGAUCCAACGUAGACCGCAAUACAGAAUUAAUGACGGCAAUUCCCAAACAAUGCCAAAUUGGUGUGACAUGCUACCACCGCCACCCGAGCAUCCACCGCCGGCUUCUUCAAAUUCACUCGCCGCUCGCUUACAACAUCAAUCAUUCAGUCCCCAUCUUGCCAAAAGGAACCCACAAAGCGACAUGGAGGGACACUCGAAUAAUUCCCAAAGUCCACCAACACCUCCGGUUCGAAUCGGACCCGCAUUCUCCUCAUCGCCAAUGCCAUGGAACUCCCAGUCUCACGAUGUCGCUGCAAGUCUCCACCAACAAGGCGGCAGGUACACAACCCUACCGCCUCAAACAAACCCCCCACCUGUACCCUCCUUCCCCCAGGGCUUCAAUCACUACGACUUCAAGACCCAAGAAAACGAGUACGAAAGUGGUUCGGUUAUUUACGGUCAUCAGAAUGGAGGCGAUGAUUAUCGAAAUCAUGAUUCGUACAAUAAGCGUACGAAUCAUCGAAUGGAUCUCGACGAUGUUUAUCGACACAAUGAGGAAAUGUUUAGAAAUGAAAAUUUAUAUCAUCCGGAGAAUGAUGAGUGGGAUAGAAAGUCAUGCGACUCGAAUACACAUUCGGAUAUGUGUUGCUCGUGCUCUGAGUCGAGUUGUCUCUACGCUGACACUAUGGAGUAUAAUAGUCAGUUUCAGCCAAGUUGCACGCACAACCGAGCUAAUUCGAGGAAUAGAAAUAAUAGAAGUCCCCGUAGAAGAACGAACAGGACAACUUCACCGACGUACAGCAGCGAAAGCAAUUAUUCAUCUAUUCCCCAGAGGCAGUGCGGUCCUGUUAAUUCACAAGAGAGACUGAGGCACAACAGAAGUAAAGAUAAAGUGCCCAGUUUUCCACGAAGUGCUGGCUACCAACAACAUAAUUCAUCAGCUUCAAAUACAAUGAGCAGCUCGGGAAGUCAGAGAUAUAAUAAAUUAAAUAGCCUCUUCAUGGGAGGCAAUAAUCCGAACGCAACUUCUGAAUUACGUGAUAGCUAAGUCUUUUAUAUAGGAAAAUAAUAUAAAAGAGACUCACAGUUAAAAGGCCUUCGAUAAUAACGAUCCUCACAAUAUCGUAGUUGGUCUACUUCCAUUUCAAAAAUAAAAGAAAAGAAGAAAGAAAUAAAAGGAAAAGGGCUGUUUCGUGUUGAAAAGGAGAAAAAAAAAUGACACACUUGUCAUUGAUUUCACCAGUCGAAUUGGGUCGAAAAAAUACAGGCAGAAACGACUUAUUCAAUCUGGUCGCGUGCAGCUCGAGUACUUUGGUGUUGGUUCCUCACGAUUUUAUAAAUAAUUGACGAAAAAUGACAUUUUUUUUUAUUUUUUGCUCCCAAGGUACUUUAUGAAUAAGUGCUGCACGUGGUUGGUUCUCUUAAACUAAUAAUAAAAACUCUGUAAAUAUAGUUACUCAUGAAUCUCAAAAAUCGUAGUCCAUUAGAAUCCCACGAAAAAAGAGGAAAACAGCUUUUCAAUCUUUAAUGAAGAAAUUAUCUAUUUCUUCCGCUAAUUUUUUAUUUUCAUUCUCAUAUUACAUUUCACGAUUUGCAAAACGAUUUUGUCCCCGCAAAUUGUGUCAUGUACUUAAAAAAAAAAUGUCGUGACUUGAACGAUAGUAUUGUUGACAUUGCAUUUUUUUAACAAUAGAGAAUCAUUUUUUGAUUCUUCAAAAGCAAAGACUGUAUAAAAAGUGAUCAAUUUCUUCUCCUUUGCAUUUACGCUUAAUCACGUCGUUUCACUUUUUAAUCUCCCCCCCACUAAGAUAUUUAAUUUCUUCUUUUUUUUGGUAAAGUUUUCUUUUCUAUUUAUUCCCUUUUUUCCAAGUAAUAAAAUUUUAAUUUCUCUUACACACGAACUGAACAUUAAUUUUGUAUUCAAAAAGUUGGACAGCUUUUAAGAAUCUUUCUCUCAAUAGAUAAACUUGACAAAUUUACAUAAUGCAAAAGCUAAUGAAAUCAGUUCUCAACAAACUCAAUUUUACCUUCACUGCCGUUAAUCAUACAAAAUAUACCGAGUAUAAAAAAAAUACUAAUUUUACUUUUUUUAAUGGUCCUUUUGCCAUGAAAAAAAUGCAAAUUUGUUAAACUUCUGUUUAGGGAAAAAUAAAUGAAAUUCGGAAAAAAAAGAAGAAUGAAAAAUCGGCGUGCAUUUCUUCCAGAACAAAAAAUAAUAUAGCAAUGCAUUAUAAAUAUAUAAAUAAAUAUAUAAAUAUUAAAAGUACGAGUCUAAGGUGUA